Messenger RNA from Mytilus californianus (California mussel), 2335 nucleotides. Its product is annotated as signal peptide, CUB and EGF-like domain-containing protein 2. NCBI's taxonomy places the organism in Eukaryota, Metazoa, Mollusca, Bivalvia, Mytilida, Mytilidae. Gene Ontology annotation, molecular function: calcium ion binding. The record is from RefSeq and is a predicted model, not a curated record. Bases 232 to 1521 code for a protein of 429 amino acids. The transcript has 12 exons.
AAUGAAUGUUUGCUGGGUACUGACAGCUGUCAUCCUUCUUUGGCACAAUGUACUAACACAGAAGGAGGUUAUACUUGUUCUUGUUUAGUUGGUUACCAAGGAGAUGGCAUUAUUUGCAGUGAUAUUGAUGAAUGCUCAUUAGGAACUAACAAUUGUGAUAAACAAAUUGGACGUGGUGCAUGUAAUAAUACAGUUGGAUCAUAUACAUGUGGAUGUUAUGCAGGCUUUUCUAUGGCAUCCAAUGAACGCACUUGUAAAGAUAUCGAUGAAUGUCUCCGUAGUCACAAUUGUCAGGAUGGAUGUGAAAACUUACCUGGUACCUAUAAAUGUACUUGUCAGAAUGGUUACCAUUUAGCCUCAGAUCAGAAGUCUUGUAAAGUGGAUAUUGCUUGUAAUCCUAGCACCAAUUGUCAAUACCAGUGUGCUAAAAUAGAUGGAAUAGAUACUUGUACCUGUCAGGCAGGAUACCAGUUGAUGAAUGACAAUAUUAACUGUUCAGAUAAAGAUGAAUGUUCAGCGGAUAAUUCUACUUGUGAUGUCAUAUACGGAGUAUGUAAUAACACAGUAGGAUCUUAUAUAUGCUCCUGUUCUGAUGGUUUUGUGCUCGGUCCUGGAAAUACAUGCACAGAUCGCGAUGGCAAAUGGUCUGACUGGGAAUCAUGGUCUGCAUGUACACUCACUUGUGGAGCAGGAUUGCAAACAAGAACACGUGCUUGUAGUAACCCAUCACAAGCAGGAUCUGGAGAAAAUUGUUUAGGAGAUGGUUCAGGAACACAGACGUGCAAUAAUGUUCUAUGUCCAGCAACAUCUGAUGAACAGCUUUAUGGUGUAACUGUUUACCUUGAAGGUUUAACAAGAGAUCAGCUGAAUAGUGUGGAAACUCCAUUUAAACAACUGGUUGCAGACAUUGUCAACACUUACUGUAAUUACAAUGCAUCAAAUGUCCAACAGUGUUGUCAGAUAAGUACCAGUUAUUCGUCUAAUCCAAGUAAUCCUUUGACAUUUACUACCAGCAAUAACAUAGUAUUCGGUAGUGGAACUCCACUGGAGAUCAAUAAUCUUCUUGCAGUGAUGAUAGUUAUUAAAUACGAAUCUAACAAUGCCUUGUGUACAGCAGCGUUAGCUUCUGUUGGACGAAGAAGACGAUCUGUUAUACUUAGUGAGCUAGAGCUAGCACUACCUCAAGAUAUAUUUAAACAAAUCAUCGCAAACCCAGACUUACAAGCUACUAUAACACAGUCUUUGGUGAACACAAUUGAUACACUGUUAGGUGUAAGCCUAAAUAUUACAGUCUCAGCAGUAACGCUUGUCACAACGACUACUACAGCUUCUUCCUCAACUCAGGGAAUUGUAAAGAGCAAUGACACAGAGCCUUGGGUGAUAGGAGUGGCAGUAGUUGGAGCUUUACUUAGUUUAAUACUUAUUAUCCUAGGUUUAGCUCUCUUAUUCAGACUGAAAAUGAAAACGAAAGUGGCACCAUUAGAGGAAGGCAACAGAGAAGAAGAGGAUAUUAAUGAAUAAACCAUAAAAUGUCUACAUGGUUUAUUUCAAGAACUAAAUACUACUCUUUUUGUAAAUCAUUAUCUAAUCUCAAAAGCUAUACUUUUAGGACAUUAAGAUUGCUAUCAGUUUACCAGAUAAUUUAAGAUUUAUUUAAGAUUGAUGAUUGAAGUAUUCAUAUGUUUUGUAACAAUUAAUUGGUUUGGUCCGUCCACAUCCAGAGGCACACAGUUUAUAAAUUUACAUAAAGUCUUGCAUUUUAUAGAAGCAAAAGCAACUAAUGUAUAAUACACGCAGAAAUGCAUACGAAAAUGAAUUUCACAAUAAUAAAAUCAAAUAAACUUAAUCAUGAGUUUAAUAGGUUUGAUAUAACCAACCGUAUUCAAACAAUGGGACGAGGAAGUUAACAACUACACUUUGUCUGUCAUGGAAAUGGUUUUUUUUUUAGAAUGGAGGGGAUCUAGUAACAUGCAAGAUAUUUAGACAAUCAACUACACUCUCCAUCCAAGUCAAAAUUUAUAAAAGUAAACCAAUAUAGGUCAAAGUACGGUCUUCAACACGGAGCCUUGGCUCACACCGAACAGCAAGCUAUAAAGGGCCCCAAAAAUUACUAGUGUUAAACCAUUCAAACGGGAAAACCAACGGUCUAAUCUAUAUAAAAAGCUUUGUUUAUUUUCUAUGUGAAUGUAAAAGACUUUAUUCAAACAAAAUUAUACAUAUAUAAUGGACAGAUCCCCAAAACAAAUCUUAUGUUAUGUAUGCGGGAAAUACAAAAUUACAACUGCCUAUCCGCAGCGUAAAAAGUUCGAAACUGUUCCUCUCUGAUGAGUUUUUU